Molecule: messenger RNA, 701 nt
Organism: Salvelinus sp. IW2-2015
Lineage: Eukaryota; Metazoa; Chordata; Actinopteri; Salmoniformes; Salmonidae
Source: RefSeq, a predicted model, not a curated record
GCAUGCAGAUUGGUACUGAGAGGGAGGAGAGAAGAGAUCAGGGCAGAAGAGGAAGAAGAGACCCGGCAGAUUGCGGGGUUCAGGCGAGAGAGGCAUGACAUACGGACCGCAGAGAAACCCACCACACUGAUCCUCACAGUGCGCCUUGAGGAGAAAAACAAGCGGCGCGUCACAUCGAGAAGAUCCCUGCUGCGCGAGCACAACUGUCGCGGUGCAGAUCGAACGUCGACCACCACCCAACUAUUCUCCUCGUGCAUUUCCCGUUAGCAGUUCUCUCUGGACGGACCGGCUCAGCCUGGCUGUGUGGAGCCAUGCCACCAUGCCGUUACCGAAUCGGUGCCCUGCCAGCGCUGCUCUGUCUCUGUCUCCGUCUGAUUUGGACCGGCGUCGUGGCAGAAACACAAGCUGUGUCUGGCUGUAUGGUGAAUUUCUCCGACCCCGAGGGAUACAUAGAUUCUUCUGAUGACCCCCCCCUCCCAGAUGGAACAUUCCUACACUGUACAUACACCGUCACUGUGUACACAGGCUAUGGAGUCGAGCUACAGGUGAAGAGUGUGAAUCUGUCGAGGGGAGAGCAGCUGUCAUCAGAGGGGUGGAUGAGGGCGGGGCCUUGCUGGUUCUGGCCAAUCACACACUGUGGUGAGGGUCAGGUGAUCGAAGUCCGACCAUACCAUCUCAGUAUACUACCUGCUCUCGCCUGA